AUGAGCGCUUCAAGGUUCAUAAAGUGCGUUACCGUCGGUGACGGAGCUGUCGGUAAAACAUGUUUGCUGAUUUCUUACACCAGCAACACAUUUCCCACGGAUUAUGUUCCGACUGUUUUCGAUAACUUUAGUGCGAAUGUUGUUGUUAAUGGGGCUACGGUGAAUCUAGGAUUGUGGGAUACUGCAGGGCAGGAGGACUAUAACAGAUUAAGACCUUUGAGUUACCGUGGUGCUGAUGUUUUCAUUCUAGCCUUUUCUCUCAUUAGUAAGGCUAGUUAUGAGAAUGUGUCCAAGAAGUGGAUCCCAGAGUUGAAGCACUAUGCUCCUGGUGUCCCGAUCGUCCUCGUUGGAACCAAACUAGAUCUUCGAGAUGACAAACAGUUCUUUAUCGACCAUCCUGGUGCUGUGCCUAUUACCACUGCUCAGGGAGAGGAGCUCAAGAAACUAAUCGGAGCUCCUGCUUACAUCGAGUGCAGUUCAAAAUCACAAGAGAACGUGAAGGGAGUGUUCGAUGCAGCGAUCAGAGUGGUCCUUCAACCUCCAAAGCAGAAGAAAAAGAAGAGCAAAGCACAAAAAGCUUGCUCCAUCUUGUAA
Molecule: messenger RNA, 594 nt
Organism: Arabis nemorensis
Lineage: Eukaryota; Viridiplantae; Streptophyta; Magnoliopsida; Brassicales; Brassicaceae
Source: the annotation of a GenBank genome assembly